This is a messenger RNA of Bombyx mandarina (wild silkworm), 1590 nucleotides long. Its product is annotated as transmembrane protein 120 homolog. The record is from RefSeq and is a predicted model, not a curated record. NCBI's taxonomy places the organism in Eukaryota, Metazoa, Arthropoda, Insecta, Lepidoptera, Bombycidae. Gene Ontology annotation, cellular component: membrane.
UGACACCAACCUGAACGGAUAUCGAAUAGAAAUUUACAUCAUUACAGUAAAUUCUCUGAAAUUGCCUCAAAUCACGCCGCAAGUGGCAUACCAAGAGCACGGACUUUCAGAUAACAAUAAUAAUAUGUAAAAUGGAGUUGAUAAUCUGAUCAUUGACCGGAUUACUUAAUAAAUAUUGAAGAAACUGCUGUGAAAACACUUGAACCACCCAAAGAUGGAAGUUGAAGAAUGUGUGAAGGAAUGGGAGGAUUUAGUAGCAGAUUACAAGCGCUUAGAGACUAUCAAUAAAGAGUACACAACAAAAUUAGAAGAAGUUGGCGAACUGCAAGCAGCAUGUUUGAAGGAACUGGAACACCAGAAAUAUCGCAUGUCAAUUAUUAAUGCUGCAUUGAAAAGGUUGGAAAAGAAAGGCGGUGUGAAAGAUGAACGCGUCACAAACCUCGAGAAGGAGAUAAUGAAGAGGAAAGCGAUGCUUCACGAGAUAAAAGCCACGCUCCCCAAACAGAACAGCUUAUAUCUGCGCAUCAUAUUAGGAAACGUUAAUGUAUCUAUAUUAAACAAGAAUGACAAAUUUAAAUACAAAGACGAGUAUGAAAAAUUCAAAUUGAUCCUCAGUGCGAUCGCAUUUAUUUUAGCUGUAGGAAAUCUGUAUAUUGACUUCAGGCCGCUGCAAUUGAUUUUAAUUUUUCUUCUCGUCUGGUACUACUGCACGCUUACGAUCCGAGAGAGUAUACUUAAAGUGAACGGCUCAAGGAUAAAAGGAUGGUGGCGCUUACAUCACUUCAUAUCGACGGUGGUUGCGGGAAUAUUGCUUAUAUGGCCCCAGAACCAGCCUUGGGAGGAAUUUAGGCACACCUUCAUGUGGUUUAUUGCUUAUAUAAGUGUUGUACAAUACAUGCAGUUCAGGUACCAGAGUGGAGUACUAUACAGGCUCAAAGCCUUGGGCGCCAGGCAUAAUAUGGAUAUCACGAUCGAAGGAUUCCAUUCGUGGAUGUGGCGUGGUCUAUCAUAUCUAUUGCCUUUCUUGUUUGGGGGAUAUGUUUUUCAACUGUACAUCGCUUAUACAUUGUACCAUUUGAGUUACCAUCCCGAGGCGACUUGGCAGGUGGCAGCGCUAAGCAUGUCGUUUCUGCUGAUCGGUAUCGGGAACACGGUGACGACGAUGAUCGUGGUCCCGCAGAAGCUCAGCGAGAAGGUGCCAUAUUUAGCUGCCUUGUUCCUUACUUUGCACUGUUGCAACAUGUAUACCAUAUUAAGGACAUUACGCAGGAAGGUUAAAGGAGGCCUGAAACUGAGAUACAAGUUGCGCGCCAUUGCGUAUCGGCUCUCCAAUGAGAUCGUCGUACUGGAACAAAAAUGGCGACAAAAUAAAGUCGAACAGAAAGCGGAAUAAAGAGACUGGCCUAACUGAUUGUGAUGAUAUUAAAACGAAACGAGUGUAUUUAUUUAAAUAAUUAUCUGACCCAUAGGUGUUUGAUCAAUGGACAUGCGAUAUAUAUUUUCGUAUUUUACUGUUUCAUCAAAAUUUUAAUGUUAUUUCUCUAGAAUAAAUCUACGUAUUUGAUACAGUUUGGGUUUCCUUGAAUUGCG